AUGGAAUUGGAUUGUCAUUUAUUUUGUUGUUUUAUCAUGCAAGUCAGUAUUCAGAAUAUCAAGAACCGAAGCGUACAAACAAGUAACAAUCACAUGAAGCCUAACAGAGCUCGUAGCAAUCUUUUUGACUUUAAAUUUUCCAAGUUGAAAACAAGUCGUGUAGAUCUCGAAAAGAUUGAAUUCUAUGAAUAUAUCCAAGUGAUGUUGAAACUCAGUCAACAUUAUAAUGUUUUGAUCUGA
Molecule: messenger RNA, 240 nt
Organism: Clunio marinus
Lineage: Eukaryota; Metazoa; Arthropoda; Insecta; Diptera; Chironomidae
Source: the annotation of a GenBank genome assembly